This is a messenger RNA of Triplophysa dalaica, 7036 nucleotides long. It is a transcript of the gene fgf11a, whose product is annotated as fibroblast growth factor 11a. The transcript has 5 exons. Bases 568 to 1311 code for a protein of 247 amino acids. Gene Ontology annotation, molecular function: fibroblast growth factor receptor binding; growth factor activity. The record is from RefSeq and is a predicted model, not a curated record. Gene Ontology annotation, biological process: regulation of cell migration; positive regulation of cell population proliferation; fibroblast growth factor receptor signaling pathway. NCBI's taxonomy places the organism in Eukaryota, Metazoa, Chordata, Actinopteri, Cypriniformes, Nemacheilidae. Gene Ontology annotation, cellular component: cytoplasm.
UCUGAACUUAUGGAAUCUGCAUAAUUUCUGAGGAUCGGCAGUCGAUCAAGAACUAAUGCUGAGAGAAAAAAAGUUAAAAGGCCAGUGCUUUUGCCCGACAGGCUGCAAGAGAAUAGCAGAAACGCCAGUAAGACACAGACAGAGAGAGCAUGGUGGCGCUGUGUCACCUAUCUGUCAAAAUACCACUACAGCUCCAUGGAUCAUGCACUUGCACUUUCCCAGUCCAUACACUGCGCAUCGAGACCUGAAAUAUAGCAGUUACAUUUAACAAAUCUCAACAACGAAAGUUUCUAUUGACCAAAACUAAAAUACCAGGAAUUCGGUGUUCCGGGACUAUUUUGAUAACGCAAGAAGCAAAUAAAGUUUAUUGCGAGCUUCAUUGGUGUUAUGCCCCAUCCCCUAAACCACGCCUCUUUUGCCGCCUAUUAAGUUGUGACACAUCCUUCUAUUGCUUCAUUUUUAACAUCUGCCCUAGUCUGCUCCUCUUCUCCGUGGCCCUGGGUGAACGAACUGGUGGGCAGCCCACUGACGCCCUCUGCGCACCACGGGUGAGCGGGGCACAGCAAAAUGGCUGCCCUCGCCAGCUCGCUGAUCCGGCAGCGAAGGGAAGUCAAGGACCCCCAAGCCAACCGCCAGAUCCCCAACAAACGCAAGCCCUGCCCCAAGACCAACAAGUCACUUUGCCAGAAACAGAUCCUCAUACUUAUCUCCAAAGUCCGACUUUGUGGCACCCGAGGGAGAAAGUUAGAAAAAAGACCCGAACCUCAGCUCAAAGGCAUCGUCACACGUCUGUAUUGUCGGCAUGGCUUCUACCUGCAAAUGUUACCCGAUGGCACCUUGGACGGCACAAAGGACGAAAGCAGCUCCUUCUUGCUGUUCAACUUGAUUCCUGUGGGUCUGAGGAUAGUGGCCAUCCAGAGCACCAAGACAAGUCUCUACAUCGGCAUGAACAGCGAGGGCUACCUCUACACAUCAGAACAUUUCACGCCGGAGUGUAAGUUUAAGGAGUCCGUGUUUGAGAACUAUUAUGUGACAUACUCAUCAAUAUUGUACCGUCAAACUCAGUCGGGUCGGGCUUGGUACAUUGGAAUUAACAGAGAUGGACAGGUCAUGAAAGGGAACCGGGUCAAAAGGACCAAAGGUGCCGCUCACUUCCUGCCCAAGCUCAUAGAGGUCGCCAUGUACAGGGAGCCAUCACUACAUGUAAUUGGCGAACAAAGCCCACCUAGGAAAACAGCCAAAACGUCAGACUUGCCUGUCAAUAAAAACAGCAAGAAGGACCCAGUGCUACUUGCCCCUGCAGUGUCCUAGCGAGAGGAGAAAGAAUACAAUGUUCUUAGACUUUCCACAAAUCCUUAGAACUAAAAAAUUUCCUACAAUGCAUCAGGGCUCAAAAGACCCUUGUCGACAGGUCUAAUGCCCACUUCCUUUGGUCUCUCCUACUUCACAAAUCUAGCGGAAUACUGAGCAAUAACAACCAUGAUGGUCUGGGGUCAGAAUGUUCACAAGCACACUCCUUGGCCAUGUCACUUUCAUACGAACUUCUUAAAGAAAGGAUUAUUGUCUUCCUCUCCAUUUUGUUGUUGUUGUUUUUUUUCACUUAACAAGAAACACUUUAUUGCCUUUUGAACAUUUUGUGCUUUACAUUUAAACCCUACCCUUCCUUUGUUCAGACAUUAUUAGAUCCCCCAAAUCUGUGUUAUUUUCUGAAACACCCCUUAAAUCUUCUGUCAUGCUAAACCUGAUUUGUUAUCCCGUAUCACUUUUUUACCUCACCUGCACUUUAAUUAGCUUGAGACAUAGAAUCCAUUUUCCACUUGCUAACACAGGAAAUGCCCCGCACACUCUCUCGGGAACUAUUAAGGAUUCUGCCACAUACACACAUACAUACCAAAGAUGAUGAUCUUUAGAGCUGUUCGACCUUAGGCAGUUUAAACCUUUCUAUCUCUCUCUCUCUCUGCUCAUCGUCUCCUAUGCUGAUGACUCUGUGUAGGGCAGAAAUGUCUGUGUGUGUGUGUGUGUGUGUGUGUGUGUGUGUGUGUGUGUGUGUUGAACAGCAAUACAAUAUAAUUUGUAAGAUGACUCAUAACAGAGGGGAAUAGUCCUGCAUUAUUGUUUUUUUUAUAUAAGUUGUUGUUUUCCUUGUUGCAAUAUGCCCAGAGAGCAAUAUUGUUACAGCUGUACUUUUCUCCCCUCUUUUUAGUAUAUGUGUUACUUUAGGGCAGGGCUUCUAAGAUACGGAUUGCUGACUGCUGGGCCUGAAAGUUUUCUAAAGUUCAUGUUCCUUUAUUCAGUUCCAUUCUAUUAGAUUUGCCUGAGAGCUAAAGCACUUUACCCAGCCAAAUGAAACAAAACAAUUGCAGAGAAGGUCCAAUUCUUAUUCAAUUUUCUUUUGGUCAAACCGGAAGAGCUCACAGAAAAUAAUUUUGGAACAUUUGCAAAAAAACCACAAAAGACCUGUAAAUUCUUAUAUUUUGCUUUUGGAAACAUUUACAAUGUGAAUAACAACAUUUAUCAUUCUGCUAUUUCCUAAUAUUCACUGUCAAUGGCAACAAUGUUCACUCUUAAAAUAUUAGGUGCUUAAAAUGUUCUACACUGCAAUGCCAUAGAAGAACCAUUUUUGGUUCCACAAAUAACAAUUCAGUUAAAAGUUCUUUAAAGAACCAUCUCUUCUCACCUUUCCACAGUAUGAUCUGAAGAACCUUUUCGCCACAAAUAACCUUUUGUGAAAGGUUCUUCGGUAUUAAAGGUUCUUUAUGGAAUAAUUUGAAAAAAAAUACUCUUUUGUGACAUACUGCAAUGAAGCACCUUUAUUUUUUAGAGGGUAUAUCAUAUCAUUCAAACUGACACCAGUCCUAUUUUUAUGUCACUUGUACGUCAUUCUACUCUCUUGUUUAAUACAAACACAAUUGGCGACAUCUUCCAUCACAAAUAUUAUUUGUUGUAAAAUUACUGUGGAUAACUUUAGCAAUAAUAUUGCUGUAAUAUUGUUGCAGUGAUCAACUUGUUGCCAAGGCGAUUGUUUCAUAUGGUAUGAUGAACUUUUCUUAGCGAUAGCUUCAGGAUAAUAAGAAUCAGCUAAGAUUAUUAAACAAUUUCAAUUUAAAUUAAUAUAUGAUUUUAUCAUUCACAUAUUUAUAGCAGCCAUGUAAUAAGUGGGUCUGCCUUAAACCCAACAGGGUGAUCAGGAUCCCUAUGGAAAGUAAAGACCAUUGUGGAAGAAUCUGAAUUCGAAUGCCCUUCAUAUUUUAGUCUAGUUCCUUUGAUGCAAACAUUAGCUGUAUCAAGAGCACAUUUCCCUGGUGUUUAUAAUCAUCUUCACAGUAACAUGUAAAUUAUUGAGCUUUAUACAAAGUACAAAUCAAUCUUUUCUCAUGGUGAUCUGAAUAAUUUCUUAAAGCAUACACCUGGUUUAAAGGAAACAAUACUGCUUUAUGAUAAAUAUAUUUCACUCCCCUGAAGCUUUAGAUUGCAUUAUAGGAGGAAACUAAGAUAUUAAGACCCAAAUUGAAAAACUGGAUAUUAGAUGUGAUAGAUAUUAGAUAUAAGAACGGCACACAACGAAAACAUUUCAAAGUUUGCCAAAUUCUUCCAUAUGUAGAUCAGGCGUUAAUCUUUCCCAGAUUAUAGAGGCAGAGUAAAGUUUCCAAACUGCUGAUGGGCAUACAAAUCACAAUAACCACAGAUAUCUCACAAUUCCUCUGUCAGAAGUUCUUGGUUGUGGCAUUUGUUAACAUCCCAGGCUGAUUGCUUGUCUUGGGGGCUAAAUCUAAUUUCUCUGUAUCUCAUAGCUUCUGGGUGCACAUCAGUAAUCUUGAUUUUUCUUCAUAAAGGAAAAUGUGAUUUUUAAUUUUGCCAGAACCAAUGCAUGGUAUAUCAAAAUCGAGCCUUUUCUACAUCAAAGAAGCCACUCACAUCUGGCAUUGUCCACAGCUCACUUAACUGCCACAGUGUAAAGUUUGCAUUUGGUCUUAAAAUGCUGCAAUAUAUGAAGGGCUAUUUACGUUAUAUAUACAAAGAAGUACAUUAACAUAGAGAAAAAAUUUAGGUAGUAAAGUUUUCACUUAACAACUGGGUUGCUACAGGCUGCAAAGAAAACUUAAGUCUGUCGUGUUAAGCAAUGGCUAUACCUUGGUUUAACAUAUUUUAUUAAUUAAACUGCUGUCUUCAUGGAAAAACAAAUGCUUUCCCUCGAUUUCACUGCGACUUUUGAGCCAUGAAUGAAACAGAGGCUAGGAGAUGAAAGCUAAGGGCUAAUGCUAUUGUAUAUGAUUUGUACAAUUUCAAAUGUAUUAACUAUGCCUUCUGAAACCAAUAAGAGUGUAGCACUUUCAGCUCAUCAUCAUCUUUUCCAAACAAUUCAGCAGAUUUUCCCCAUAAAUAAACAGAGAAAAUGUGAAUAUUGUUUGCAAAUUCUGUCUGGUCCUGGUUAUGGGAUAGAAUUAGUCUAUAUAUUUGGUUUAAUCUGAGAACUGCAGCAGUGAGUAAGAGGUGCCCAUUAAAAGUGCAGAAAUACACACUUUUCUGCAAAUACAAAUGAAUUAUUGGUUAUUAAUAUUACCUAACUCCAUCCAGGGUGUAUCCUGCCUUGAUGCCCGAUGACUCCUGAGAUAGGCGCAGGCUCCCCGUGACCCGAGGUAGUUCAGAUAAGCUGUAGAAAAUGGAAUGGAAUGGAUAAUUACCUAAUAUUUAAAGAAUGAAACCGUAACAUGAACACUGUGAUCUAAAAUGUGAAACCCACUUUCUCCCCAAAUUGUAAUUAAAUUUAGUGUUAUAUUAAUCAAAAGUCCUUCUUUUGACUUAGCACUUUUUUCUGCAUUUUUAUGACUUUUUGGUGGCAAUCAAUUUCAGUGAACUUAUCAUACGCAUUGUUAUUGUAUCUCUGAAAGUAUGAGUAAUUUCUAAAACAGUAUGGAAUGUUUGCUUUUAGUGUUGUGUUUACUUCUAGAUCAAUUUUAACUUAUCUAAAACAGUCUGCAUUUCUUCAAAACUUUGCUGCAUUUUUCCAGUGUUUCAAAGCACAACAUAUUUACAUAUUGUUUAAAUUAUGUUUUUUGCUGUUGUUGGUAGUUUUUGGUUAAGAGUGAUUUGAAUUGCUGUGAUUUGAGUCAUCCAAGCAGAUUUGAUUAUUUAUUUUCAUUUCUAUUUGAAAAAUUGUUUUUAAUAAAUGUUAAUUUUUUUACUUGUUCAUAUUCUUUUUUUUGGGCAACUAAACAACAAUCAUAAACUAGUUUAAUAGCAUUAACACCAGCAGCUUAGGAAACACGCCUUCCAAAUUAUGCACUAAACUAAACAGCACCUUUUUUCCAGAUGUCUGGUAAAUGCAUAUAUUAUCAAUUGUGUUCCUUUUUCUGCUUGUAUUUGGAGUUUACCAGCAUCAAUUAGUUAACUGUGAGAAGAUUCAGAAGAUUUUGCUUUUUUAAUUGGUGGUGAGAUCAUUUUCAAACGAAUUAGGCUACAGACUGCAGUCAGAAGUCUUCUGACAGUCAGUCUGUAAUUACAUUCUGUGCGUGUGAGUGUAUUCACGUGUCCAUGACUUUGUAGCCGCAACCCAGGCAUCUGCAAUGCAGCAGAAAAGACAAAAACUCAACCCUCCUCCCUUAUUUCUACAAAUGUCUCGUCCCCCAUGAUACUCUUUUCCCUCACAAAACCUCUGUGCAAAUGUACCACUGUUCCUUUCAGCUGAAUGUCUUGCCUCUGUGUGUAUGUGACAGAGAGAGAGAGCCCUACUGCAUUUUAAAAGCACGAAGUCUCACCACAUCUGCAUUGCAUACACAGCAGUUGGGUAUUAGUCGCACAGCAGAUGUGUGCAGCCAGGGUGACCUUUAAAAGCUGAGUUUCCCAGCCUUUGGAUAAUCACUUUAUUCCCUCAACAUCUAUCGAAGUAACCUUUAGUGUAGAGUUUCAAGUUAAACUGGCAUCAUUGUGGCUGUGUAGAGAUGUAUCAGGCAGAUCAUGUUUGGUUACUUGUGUAGAAUAUCUGUCAAUUUAGUGGAUUCAUUUGGUUGGUGUGGAAUUAAAUCAAUUAACCAUAUUCUUGAAUUGGCAACAUAGAAAUUAAACCAGUAACUUCUUGUUUUAUGUCAUCAGAUGUCUUUGCAACCGUGAACCAAUGUAACUGUGUUUACUUUCUAGACUGUGGAUUUAAUUUUGGUGUCCCAAAUAUAGUCAUUUGUCCAUUAUCAAUGUUCUGUCCAUUGUUAUUUUUAAUUUCUUUGUUGUAGUUAUUGUGUAUCAGUGAAACUGUGGAUUUGAGCCUGUAUUCAAUAACAAUUUAACCCAUUUUGGAAGAUCAAAAAGACAAUUAGUGAGAAAGGGCAAACAGGCCAGAAAUCAUCCCCUGUGUUGUGAACACUGAUCCCUGCUCUGCGAGAAGACGACGCUCAUGAUCUUUAAUCCAUAAUGGACAUCAGUUGGGAUGUACAACAGCAAAACGCACUGCUGGUUGUCACAGUCACAUAAACUGUACACACAGGUUGUGUACAUGCAGUACUAAAAUGCUCACAUCUCAUAUUGGGUGGGCUACCUGCUUAUGAACAUUGAGAGUUUGCUUUAUAUCCCAUAUUUUUUGUAUAUUCUGCAUGAAGGAUCCAAGUUAUUGUAAUGAAGUCUUCCCAAAACAAAGGAAAAAUAAACCAUAUUACGUUUUCUUGUCUUCCAGACCAGACAAAGCAAUGGUCUUUCAGUCAAAGCCACGAUGACACUAUUUUUUAUUUUUAUAGUCGCAAAAGCUUAUAGCAACAUUGGACUCAAUCAUUCCAACUGGCUUUCCAAUUUUACAAAUAGAAUAAUGUGGCAGUGGUAAACAUGUGGUGUUUUGGAAUAUUGCGAGGAAAAACACAAUACAGUCAUGCAUGAAUCAAUAUUUACAGGACACAUUAAAAAUGUAAAAUAUGAGGACGAGGAUUAUUCCUGUUUUUAAUAACUGUUUUAUUAAGUAUUUAUUAACUCACUGUUACUGUUAAUGCUCUAUUCUGCAUACACUCUCAGCCCUGCAUUUGCAAUAGAAUAUAUAUCUAUUUCUAUAAGUCUAUGG